CCACAACAGGUGUCUGAAAAUGACCUGAAGACUUGAUUGUAAAACAGUUUUAGUGUUUAAAAAAACUCUUCCUGUUCAACUGGUCAUGAUGAGAAGGAUCAACAGAAUAAUACACGUCUUUACAUGAGAUACAUCAUCCAUUUAUUGUAAAAUGUCUGCACAAAAAAUAAAAACCAAGACAAAAACGUUCAGGUUGUAUAUGGUGACCUGGAAUGUUGGCGACAGAAAUGCACCCACAGAUUUCACAGAACUCUUAAAAUUGGACAAGGAGCCAUUGCCAAAUAUUUAUGCUGUUGGGUUACAAGAAAUGACCGGUGGUGAUGACCAUGUUUACAAUGACUGGACAAAGCAUCUCACAGAAAUUCUCUCUGAUAGGGGAUAUUUCAGGUUGAAAUCUGUAAGGAUGCAAGCUAUUUUGCUGGUAGUCUUUGUGAAGAGGGAAGACAUACUGAGCUUCACACAUAUAGAAUCAGAAAUAUCGAGGGCAGGCAUGGGUGGAUGGUGGGGAAACAAAGGUGCAGUGAGUGUAAGGUUUGAUGUCAAUGGUGUAAAUCUGAUCAUUGUCAACGCUCAUCUGGCAGCACAUAUGGAUAAUGUACGGGAAAGAAUAGAGGAUUUUCAUACCAUUUUGAGGACACAGAAAUUCAGGGACAAAGAUGUGGACCAUAUUCUAGACCAUGACUACACAUUUUUUAUGGGAGACCUUAACUUUAGACUAGAGAAAGUGACAAGUACUUAUGUAGAAAGAGCCAUCAGAUAUGGGGACUAUAAAGCAUUAAUGGAGUAUGAUCAGCUACUGGAAUGUAUGGAAGAAGAUCUGAUAUUUGUAGACUUUUUAGAAGGUCAAAUAACAUUUCCUCCGACUUACAAGUUUGAUCCUGGAACAGAUAAAUAUGAUACAAGUGCCAAAAAGAGAAUGCCUGCAUACUGUGAUAGAAUCCUGUGGCAUGUUCAUGAAGAUUCAUUUGAGAAUAUAGCAUUAGAUGUUAAACAGUUAUCAUACGAGUCACACAUGUCAUAUAAACUUAGUGAUCAUAAACCAGUAUCAUCUUUGUUUGAAAUUCAGAUAUACUCAUCUCCACCCAUCCCAUUACCAGUCAGAUUUCUACAUAUAACGUCAUCUACAAAAUGGACCAGCAAUCAGGAAGAAGAUGUUCAUUAUAAAUUUGAUAUAAGUCCUAACUUAGAAUACCUUCCUGAUAAAUGGGAUUGGAUAGGAUUGUAUAAAGAAAAUUUCAGAAGUAUACGAGACCAGAUCGCCUAUGUGUAUAUAAUUCAGGGAGCAAAAAUGAACAAAGACGGCUGCUCAUUUGUAACAUUCCAUAAUUUAUCACUAGAUCCUGGAAAAUACAGAUUAUUUUAUAUCAGUGAAAAAAAAGAUACAUUGCUAGGUAUCAGUGAAGUAUUUCAGGUUGUGAAAUGAAGAUUCUGAUUUCACAGUAGAUUGGUGCCUAUAAAGACAAUGAUAUUUAUAUGAUACAUAACAACUUCCAUCAUCCAGAAUGUAAUAUUCAUCAUGUAAAUGGAUACAUUUUGAAUAUUUUAAUAAUUCAGUAAAUUAUUAUCUGAUGUAUGCAAUCUUCUAUAAAUUGUCCUGUACAUAGUCCACUAGUGCCAUAAAUAGUUUUUGGUUGUCAUACCCUAAGGAUCUGAGAAUUUAUAGAUUUUUAAAGUCUUGAUGAUUUCUCUUUAAAAACACAUACUAUUACAAGAGAGUUCAGCCAUUUAUAUUAUUAAGUUGAUUGAUAGUUGUGUAUCGUGUCACUAUUGUGUCAAGUAUGUUUUGUGUAAACCUAUUAUGUCACUAUUGUGUCAAGUAUGUUUCAUGUAAACCUUUUAUGUCACUAUUGUGUCGAGUAUGUUUCAUGUAAACCUAUUAUGUCACUAUUGUGUCGAGUAUGUUUCUUGUAAACCUAUUAUGUCACUAUUGUGUCGAGUAUGUUUCUUGUAAACCUAGUAUGUCACUAUUGUGUCGAGUAUGUUUAAUGUAAACCUAUUAUGUCACUAUUGUGUCAAGUAUGUUUCCUGUAAACCUAUUAUGUCACUAUUGUUUCAAGUAUGUUUCCUGUUAACCUAUUAUGUCACUUUUGUGUCGAGUAUGUUUCAUGUAAACCUAUUAUGUCACUAUCGUGUCGAGUAUGUUUCAUGUAAACCUAUUAUGUCACUAUUGUGUCAAGUAUGUUUUGUGUAAACCUAUUAUGUCACUAUUGUGUCGAUUAUGUUUCAUGUAAACCUAUUAUGUCACUAUUGUGUCGAUAAUGUUUCCUGUAAACCUAUUAUGUCACUAUUGUGUCGGUUGACAAUCUCAAGAUAUAUUUUGUAUGUUAGGCAAUCAUGCAUCUACAAAUUAUUUUAGAACAGCUUUUGCUGAUUUAAGGAUGUACUUAGGUGAGGUUUUGUAAUAAGUGUCAAAUGUUAGGAUCACUGAAGUACAUCAUUUAAAGGAAGACUUUAAAUAAGUGCUGCUGAUUAAUAUUUAUAUAUAUAUUUCAUUUUUAUCAGACAUUUGCUAGAUGAUAAUUUGUUUUGUGCAAAACCAUGUCAAAAUCAGGCAACUCAAACUUGCUCAAUGA
This is a messenger RNA of Mytilus trossulus (common blue mussel), 2573 nucleotides long. Its product is annotated as inositol polyphosphate 5-phosphatase K-like. Gene Ontology annotation, molecular function: phosphatidylinositol-4,5-bisphosphate 5-phosphatase activity. NCBI's taxonomy places the organism in Eukaryota, Metazoa, Mollusca, Bivalvia, Mytilida, Mytilidae. Gene Ontology annotation, cellular component: cytoplasm; plasma membrane; ruffle. The transcript is spliced from 12 exons. Gene Ontology annotation, biological process: phosphatidylinositol dephosphorylation. The record is from RefSeq and is a predicted model, not a curated record. Bases 152 to 1423 code for a protein of 423 amino acids.